Molecule: messenger RNA, 1930 nt
Organism: Rubroshorea leprosula
Lineage: Eukaryota; Viridiplantae; Streptophyta; Magnoliopsida; Malvales; Dipterocarpaceae
Source: the annotation of a GenBank genome assembly
UGAAAUACACAAGAAGCGCUGCGUUUUGGAAUUUGUUUCGUUUUUUCUUCUCAGAUGAAAUCCGUCCUCCAAUCUUCGGACCAAGUCCAUCAAUGGAGGAUGAUUCACAUACCAGGCGAUCAAACCCUAACCCUAAAUCGAACUUCGGGAAACAGGGCAACAAUAGAGGUUCGGAGAAGAAGAAGAGCGAGUUCGUGUUUUGCAAGGUGUGCAGACUGAACCACGACCAGGGGCUGCGCCACAAGUACUUCCCCAAGCAUAAGAGCUCGCUUUCCGCUUUUCUCUCUCGAUUCAAGACUAAAAUCGAUGAUGUUCUGUUCUUCAUGAAAAACCCUACCAUUCUUCGCCACGAACACGCCCCUCGCAAUCGAUUUUGGUGCGUCUUCUGCGAUGCCGAUGUUGACGAGCUCGAUAGCUCCUUUUCCUGUGAAAAUGCAAUUAAUCAUCUGGCGAGUGCACGUCAUUUGAAGAAUUUAAAGCAUUUUCUGUGGCAAUAUGGUGGUGGGAUGGAUUGUUUGGAUGCUUUCAGAGUUCUGGAUGCUGAUAUAGCUAAGUGGGAGAAGAACUGCAAAUCAUUGAAGACAGAAGCUGUGGAUGCUAGUAAAGGAUCUUCUGAAGUGCCAUAUGGAUCUUCAAAUGAUAUCCACCGUAGACUCAACAAUGAAAACAUAACUAAUAUUGAUCAAAAUACUGUUAACCAUCUUCAAUCAAAUCAUUUAAAUCCUGUUAACCCUUUACAGUAUCAUACAUAUGAGUAUCAGAUAUCCCAUUCAGGAGUUAAUGGAGUUGCAAAUAUUGGUACAAACCAUCAUGGUGUUACAGUUUGUUCAGCUCUUGACACAUAUUCUGAUUUGAGUUUAAGCGAUUCAAAUGAAUUGAGAGGUAAUGGCACCAGUCAACAGUGUCUCUUUUACAAUGGUGGAAUAUGUUCAGGCAAUAAUUUUCUUAGUUAUGGAGGGGCAUACCAGCCAUAUCAGGAUGGAAGUACAGUGCAUGGAGAGGACACUUCUACCCAGGGUUUGCAGACCAUAACUCAAGUUGCUUCCAUCACCAUAGAACAGGCUGGAGGAAAUGUGCAUACUGGAGCACCUCCUCCUUGGUUCGAAACAACUGAUGAAACUCUUCUAGAUGGUCAUGUGAGACCAGUUUCUGUAAACUUUGAUUCUCCAAAUAAAUCAGGGAAAUCUCAGAAGUUGAACCCACAGAGAGUGGGGGCCGCCUGGGCUGAAAAGCGAAAGAUGGAGUUGGAAAAGGAGAAGAAAGGAGAAUUUGUGAAGAAUGAAUUUGAUGAUGCUAACUGGCUUCCGAACUUUGGUAGGGUUUGGCAAUCAGGUAGCCGAAAGGAGUCUAGAAAAGAAUUUGAGAAGGAGAAACAGAAAUUACUCAAGGUUGUAAAUGAUCCUGAGAUACCGGUUAACAUAGAGCCUUAUGUCAGCAAAAGAAUGCGAAGUGACGGGGAUGAACAAUGACAAUAGUGACCAUGUGAUCAGAAAGGGGUCUCUUAAGUAAAUCUCAGAUUCAGAAGAAAUGUAUCUUCUUUGCUUUCUUUUCUCCAAAGUUAAAUUUAAGAUCAAGCAAAGAAAUUUUUGGGAACGGCAAUUGCUGGUUAAAGUGAAGAUCACCGGAAGAUGAUUGGUAAAUGUUGAUGGUCCUGAAUGUAUGAAAAGUGGAUCCUUAUAGCCAAAUGUUGUAUAUGGCACAAAUCAGAAGUUCCCGUUAAGCUAAAUAUUAGGGAGUGUUUGGUAUGUUCAAGAAUCCCAUGAAGUACCCGGCAAGUUUAUCUCAAGAAGUGUCAAGGGCCUGUUUGAUUACAGUAUCACUUUAUCAAGAAACUUUCCUUUGGAGAAAGUAGUUAAAAAAGUAUUGCAUGGAAAGUUAAAAAAUAUUAUACAUCAAGUUACAACUUUUGUAAUAAAAUUUUGAUAGAAUU